Messenger RNA from Aspergillus caelatus, 1408 nucleotides. RefSeq lists its product as uncharacterized. The record is from RefSeq and is a predicted model, not a curated record. The coding region runs from base 289 to 1194 and encodes 301 amino acids. The transcript is spliced from 4 exons. Lineage: Eukaryota; Fungi; Ascomycota; Eurotiomycetes; Eurotiales; Aspergillaceae.
AUUUGUUGGCGGUUUCUUUCAUCAUCCUUGAUUUUGCUGGAUUUGGUUGCAGUUUCUCUUGCCACCUCUAAUACUGCUCGAUUUAGUCGCAGUCUCGUUUACCAUCCUCAAUACUCCUGGAGUUAGUGGCAGUUUCUCUUCUCAGUUUUAGUUUCUUUCUUUCUUCUCAAUCGUCCCUUGGUCCUGCUCGAUUCAGUCGAGGUGUUUGACUUGUUCAUUUGUCCACUCCCUGCCUUCCUUGAGAGUAAAUCUUGCAAAAACCCUUUGGUGUUGCUCUUGUUCUUCAAGAUGACAUUCAGACACCCAUCAUCUUUCUUCGACCUCGAGUGGUCCUUCAACUCACUUGAGUUGGCCUCACCAUCCUCUACUCGAACGCUACGAAGCAACGGUUCUACUGAAGUUCCACCACGAUCUGCUCAAGCCAUCUUCAACGAGAUCGUUCACAAGAUUCCCACUAUCAGAGAAUUCACAGAGCUCGUUUUCGAAUCCAUACCGCCUGAACAAGGUAGCCUCAUCUGUCGCUCACUCAGUGAGUCUAGUGUUUUCGAGUCGAGCAAUGCAAGAGCAAAUUUCAAUUCAUUCACAGGGACUCUUUGGAUCCGAGUGAUGCCGACCCAACUCCAUGAUGUGCACCACAGAUGGUUCAUGCUUGCUGCCCGUCGCUGGACAAAACAGGGGCAGACAAAUGAUGCCGAAGAUUAUCUUAUGGAUUUUGGAGUGGGAACGACUUUUGAUGCUUUCACGGGGCAAUACACCCAUUCAUCGAAGGAACCAGACUUGUUUUUACGCCCAGCUACCUACUGCCUACCUUCAAUUGUUGUUGAGAGUGGGUGGAGCGAGUCUUGGCCUCGCUUGCAUGAUGAUAAAAACCUAUGGUUUUAUGGAUCCCCUACAGUCAAUGUAGUGAUCUUGUUGAAGUGGUCAAAGCUUGCCCGCAAUAGAUGUAAGGGUAAGGUGGAAGUAUGGACGCGAAAUCCUGCAGGGGGUCUUACAAUGUACGAGAAACCAAUCUUUCCGCAGCCUGUUCCUGCUCCCGCUCCCGGCACCGACGUGAUCCAGUUUACAAAGCUGGACCUCUUUGGCCAACAGAUGGUUGCCGGCCAAGACCCCAAUAUGGCUCUUCCUUUGGACCUGUCAGUACUGCGUGAUUUUGCUCGCCAACGAAUGCUGUUUAUGGGAUUGACACCCGCAUGAGGUUGAAUGCAGUCUCUAACAUCCGGGUUACUAAUGAGUGUGGCCAUUUGCUGGUUGUAUCCUCUCAUUCUUGGUCAUUAAUGUAACUGCUAGCAUUACCUCGCUAUGCCACAAUAAGAAAAAGAAGAAAAGGGAGGCAUCGGGGCAAUGUGUACCUCAGUAAACACGGUUAAGAAUUAGCAAUUCAAUAGCAGGACUUAUGCAUAGCUUAAAU